Messenger RNA from Chelmon rostratus (copperband butterflyfish), 1968 nucleotides. RefSeq names its product MAGUK p55 subfamily member 4-like. The transcript is spliced from 19 exons. Gene Ontology annotation, cellular component: plasma membrane; adherens junction. Bases 1 to 1968 code for a protein of 655 amino acids. Gene Ontology annotation, molecular function: protein binding. The record is from RefSeq and is a predicted model, not a curated record. NCBI's taxonomy places the organism in Eukaryota, Metazoa, Chordata, Actinopteri, Chaetodontiformes, Chaetodontidae.
AUGAGACAAGCUAUGGAGGACGGUGUCAGUGCGGUGCUGUCCAGUGUGGUGGAGGAUGUUGGUCAAGCUGUGCACAGGAACGUUAACGGUGCUGAGCUUCUACAUGAACUGCUGAGGGCGCCGUGGCUUCACGCUCUGCUGAAGAUUUAUGAGGGCCUGUUGCAGUUCCAGAGGUUGACACCCAGCCCCAUUCUGCCUUACGCCUCAGGACUCUCACAUGAGAUCAUGGCUGCAAUACAGAAGGUCCACCGUCCCUCGACUGAAGCUCGAGAGCUCUGCAGCCUCCUCAGCUCACCACACAUCCAGGCCCUCCUGUCAUCCCACGACAGCGUAGCCCAGUUUGACUACGGUCCUGUUUUACCCCCUCUGCCUGACGAGCUACCGGAGGAUGAGGAGGCAAUGAGGAUCGUUUGUCUGGUGAAGAACAACCAGCCGCUGGGGGCGACUAUAAGGAGGGAUGAGGAGACAGGAGAGAUCUACAUCGCCAGGGUGAUCCAUGGAGGACUGGCUGACCGCAGUGGACUCCUCCAUCCUGGUGAUCUGUUAGUGGAGGUGAAUGGAAACCCUGUGGUGGGUCUGGAGCCAGAACAGGUCAUCCAGAUACUGAUCAAUUCCCACGGAACGAUCCUGUUUAAAGUCAUUCCAAACGCAGCUCAGAGCAGCAGCAGCAGCCUGAAGUCGGUGUAUAUGAGGGCAAUGGUGGACUACUGCCCCCACCAGGACUCCUCCAUCCCCUGUCCGGAUGCAGGAAUGGCGUUCAGCAGAGGAGACCUGCUGGAGGUGGUGGACCAGUCGGACGGGCAGUGGUGGCAGGCCAGGAAGCUGCCCUGCGCUGUGUCCUGCGCUGGUCUGAUUCCCUCAGCCAGCAUGCUGAAGAGUAAACAGAGGGAACAGUGGUGGUGUCAGCCAUUACAAGGCCAUACCUGCAUCAGACCCUGUGAGGACUCAUCGUUAUCUGUGCACCCACACAUACUUAAAUCUUCACACUUUUCUUCACACAACAUGAAACCUUUUGGCCUUUUUCCCACACUGAAGUCUGGCUGUGACGAGUCCAGUUUUCACUUUAAAAAGUGCCUUUUUCUGUCUGUUGCAGAGGACGAUCGAACACCUGCUGACGACAAACGUCGCGUAACAGAGCUGGAAGAAAUUCAUUUUGAUGAGGCCGACUCUGAUAUUACUGAUGGAAUCUAUCUGGCUGGUUUCCGUCGAAGCUUCCGUCUCUGGAGGAGGACGUCCUACAGGAGGAGGCGACAGUCCUGCACCUCCUGCUCACCCAACUGCAACGCUCUGUCCACCCCCUACGAGGAGGUGGCUUUAUACCAGCGCCCCCCGCAGGAGAACCAUCGCCUCAUCAUCCUCAUCGGUGCUUCAGGAGUUGGAGUUAAUGAACUGAGGAAAAGACUCAUCAAACUGAACCCUGCGACCUUCCAGGGACCCGUACCUCACACCACUCGUCCAAUCAGAGCAGGGGAGCAGACGGGAAGGGAGUACCACUUUGUCACCAAAGAGCUGUUUGAGUACAUGGUCUGUAACCACAGGUUUGUGGAGUAUGGGGAGUGCAGGGGCCACCUGUAUGGGACCAGCACUGAUGCUAUUGACGAGGUGUUAAAACGAGGUCGGAUGUGCAUCGUUGAUGUUGAACCACAUAGCAUCCCGUCGCUGAGGACGAGGAAACUGAAGCCCUACGUGAUCUUCAUCAAAGCUCCGAGUCCAGAGAGGCUGAGACAAACUCGCAGAGACGCCCGAAUCAUCACCAACUACAGCGUGAACAGAGCAUUCACAGACGAUGACUUCGUGGAGCUGGAGGAGGCGUCCCGCCUCAUGGAGGUGAAGUACAAGCAGUUUUUCGACAGCGUGCUGGUGAACGACGACCUGCAGGGCGCCUGCAUGCAGCUCUGCUCCAUCAUCCAGGAGGCCCAGGACGAACCACAGUGGAUACCUGUCAGCUGGAGCCGGGCGGAGGAAUAG